Messenger RNA from Drosophila takahashii, 4422 nucleotides. RefSeq names its product proteoglycan 4. Gene Ontology annotation, molecular function: protein binding. Gene Ontology annotation, cellular component: extracellular region. Lineage: Eukaryota; Metazoa; Arthropoda; Insecta; Diptera; Drosophilidae. The record is from RefSeq and is a predicted model, not a curated record.
AUAUAUAUAUAUACCAAAAAGGGGGACCGGCAGCCAGGGGAUUAUACUCUGGCCUGGGCCCAAGUCCAAAGUCGGCUCUGUUGCAUUAUUCAUGCUCUUCGGCGGCAUCCACAUCGACAUCCAGAGCCACAUCCAACGCAACGCAACGGGAACGGCAUCCACGAGCGAAGAUGACGCUGCGCUUAGUCAGCAUAUUAUCGGCGGCAUUACUUCUCCUUUGGCCCGCACAGCUGGAUGCAUUUAUCACACCGAAUACAGGCUGUCACCACAAUGGCACUUGGUUCGCGGACAAAUCGGUGGUCCCCAGCAUGGAGAAGUGCCUGAAUUGCCAGUGUAACCGAAAGACGCUGGUGUGUCGCCUGAAGGUCUGUCCCGAAAUGCCCAUGCCACCGCCCCGAGGAUGUGUGGUGGUCCAGAAGAAGAGCACCUGCUGUCCCUUUCUUUCCUGCGCCAGAUUGGAUGCCUUCUACAAGAUACCCACCAAGCGUCGCAUCAUCGCCUAUUUGGAUCACUAUGAAAGGGAGUCCAUUGAUAGGGUGGUCAACGAUAACAUGCUGCAAAGACGAUCAGAUGAUUCCGACACGGAUCUGUUUGUUUGCGUGAAGAACGGCACAGUCUACAAGUCGGGUUCUGCUAUGUCAUCAUCGAAUUUGUGCAGCUACUGCUAUUGCAUAGGUGGCACCGAGAAGUGUGUGAAGCCCAAGUGCAUGCUGCCCGUGGACGGUUGCAAGCCCAUAUUCGUGGACUCCACCUGUUGUCCCGUGCGAUACGACUGCAGCAGCAAGACGUCGGGGAAGUCCUCGCAGGAGGUGCGCUACAGGAAGACCUCGAACAAGCACUUCCAGCGCAUGUCGCAGCGGCUGCAGCGCAAUCGAGGCUGCACUGUGGGCCCCCAGUUCUACGCGGAGGGGCAGAAGAUGCGUUCGGAUGCGGACAGGCCGUGCGACAUAUGCUUCUGUAUCCGGGGAACCAGACGCUGUGCCCCCAAGAAAUGCUCACCGGCGCUUAAGAACUGUAUUCCCGUGGUGCCGAAGGGUCAGUGCUGUCCAUCGAGUUAUGACUGUGGCAGCCAGAGGGAUUAUCGCAGGUCGCACAACUCGCGACAGUUUAAUCUGUACAAUAUGCUCUUUGGCAAGGAGGAACCGGAGCCACAGGAAGCGGCCUUAAUACCCCAGAAUUCCAUGGCUGAGAGAUAUCCGCACGAUCGUCAUCCCACACGGGCUCCUUUGGGGAAUCCCCUGGAGGUUAGCAGUGAGAAGAGCAUCAUGGACACCCUACGCGAAGGUCUGGAGUUUAUCGACGGUAAUAACAACAAAAUGCUGGCCAACAACUUGGAUCUGGUGGGCAUGGGAACCACCCAGGCACCACCACAGAUGAGAACGGAGUCCUCCAGUGAGGAGGUGAGCAGCACUACGGCCCUGAGUUUUCUGGAUUUGCUCUUGGGUCCCAGUACGGAGACCGCGGGGCACGAAGAGAUCAGGCAACCGGAGUCAACUACUGUGAAGAACACACUCUCCUGGAUGGACAUCCUGCUGGGACCCGAUGAGGAUGAGCUGAACCCCAAAACGGAAGCUUAUUUGGAAACUACUACCACUCUAACACAACCCGAUGAGCUGAGGACUUCAACAAAUAGCAUUAAACGCAUUGCAGAGGACUUUGAUGAGCAAUUGGAUAGUGGAGAAAUGGCGGCGGGUGAACUGCCGGCGGAAGCCCAACAAAUUGGUCUGGCGAAUGCCGGAAUUUGGCCAACAACCGCGACGGAAGUUAAGCCCCCGCCGAAGGAGGAACCAAGUCUAUUUAACGCCUUCAUGGAUGGUCUGUCCGGUAUACUCGAAGAGCCACUCAAUCAGAACUCCACGAGUACAAGUACAACGACAACCACUGAAAGACCAACCACAGUACAACACGCACCACCAAUGUUCAGACCCCUGCCGAGUGGCAAGCCCCUUCACACCCGAAUCAACUCGAAACUGGCUAAUCUCACAGUGACACCGCCCAUGUUGGUGGUGACCAGCAAAUAUGGUCAGCCGGUGACCCACAGAACGGCGGAAAAGAGGGUCAAUGGAACCACCAGCGGCUCAGUAGCCAAAACCACUGAAAAACCAAGUGCUAGCACUACACAGCAAACAAAACUAGAUACCACCAUCAAAACCACAAUGAGGCCAAGCACUACGGUCAAGCCCAAGCUGAAGACUACUAAAAAAGUCACAACCACACAAAAACCUACAACUCCUAAACCCUCUACUACAAAACUCACCACUCCGAAAACCACCACUCCGAAAACCACCACUCCGAAAACCACCACUCCGAAAACCACCACUCCGAAAACCACCACUCCGAAAACCACCACUCCGAAAAACACUACUCCGAAAGCCACAACUCCAAGACCUUCGACUCCUAAACCCACCACCACCACCACCACAACAACAACAACAACCACUGUACGAACCACCAGCAAACCGAAAUUUAAACCUAAACCCAAACCUUAUGUAACAAGCACUCCGAAACCGCUGGUGAUCAAAACCAACCCAAGUAUUUUGGAAGCCGAACCACUGGACACCAAUGGUGAACCCACUUUGCCACCCAGUCUGCCGAACUUGAAAAUAAUUCCAUUCCUACCAACCGAUGCUGUGGAUUCGGCUCCCAAGGAGAAGUAUCCACCAAACUUCUAUCAGCAGAAGGUGGCAUCCGAUAAGAUGGAUGUGGUUGGGUACGAUACCAUUGAUGAUUCGGUGGCUCUAUUCUCGCAAUCUCAGCCCAAUCAGGCUGCCUACAAGUACAAGUUCAAUGUGGAGGUUCCAGCAGUGGAAUCCGCUCCAGAACCUGUGGUUCAUGUGGGUGGCAAAUAUGAGGGCAGUGCAGCCUACGUUAACUUCGAUUUCGAUCGCCCGGUGGUGCCGCCCCCUCACAAUGGCUUCUCACCGCCCACCGAAACGGAGGGAGGAUUCAUGCCCAAGGAACCGCUCGUUAUCGAUGGGGAAGUUCUCCAGGAGCAUGUCACCUCGAGUGGAACUGAUAACUUCCAUGUCACGCAGCACAUUAUCGAUAUCACAGCAUCGGGGGCGCAAACAAACGAUACUGCUUCGAUAGAAAUCACCACACCCGAUCCCUUUAAGGAUGUCAUACACACAGAGCCGUCGCCCAAUCUCGAUGAAUUAAUCGUUGACAAGGCGAACAAGAAGCCGAAUGAGGAACAUAUCGAGACCGUCACUUUCAGUGUCAGCAAUUCAACAGCCUCCUCCAUAUCGGCAUCUACCAGCAGCUCCACAACAACAACGAUGACAACGACAACCAAAGCAACAACAACGGAAAAGGAAACCCCCCUGAUAGAUAAAUAUGAAAUCAAUAAAUUAGAUAAGCUCUUGGAUGAGCUGCUUGGCAUGGAGUUGUCCAAAGAGGAGGUAUUGAGCAGCACAGUGCCUGCCUGGAAGCAACUGCCAGCGGCAACAGCAGCGCUGGCAAAAUCAUCAUCAACAACAACAGCAACACCAGCAACAGCAACAUCAACAACAGCAAUAGCAACAAGCACGCCAGCAACAUCGACCGCAGGUCGGCCAACAGCGACAACACGUGCUCCGGCCAAAAAGGGAAAUAGUAAAACGAAAAACAAACAGACGAACGGCAAUAGACGCAAAGUCCAGAGUGCCACGCGACGCCAAAGCACAGCGGCAACCACUAGAGCCCCUCCGCCAGCAGCAGCAGCAACAUCAUCUGCGUCAACAACCACGGGGCAGCCCACAACAACGAAGGGCACUCUGCAUCCAUUUUUAAAUUCGCCGUUCGACAAAUUACCCUUCAUGGAUACCAGCUAUGAGGUAAGACCGCACCGAUUGCAGCCGCAGCAGCAACAGCAGGCGUUGCAGGCACCGCAGCAACAGCAGCAACAUGAGCAGCCACCGCAGCAAUUCCACCAUUACCAACAUGCAACACGACCGCUAACAAGCAUUCCACCGGCAACAUCCCCGGAGGAUGUGCCCCAGGAUUUGGGUUCAGGUUCGGGUUCGGUUUCGGGGGAAAGAAAUAGCAGUGGAGGAGGUGGAUUUCCGGGUGGCGAUGAUCCACUCGGUCAGCUGAAAUUGGCGGGCUGCAACAUUUACGGACGCAUGUACCGGGUGGGUCGGAUUAUCGUGGAAUUAUCCAGCCAGUGCCUGGAAUGCAAAUGCACCGAGGUGGGCGUCAAGUGCGGCCCAUUAGACUGUUAAUUUAGAUAUCCCCGAAUGAUCGUAAUCCCCCCGGGAGUGUAUAGAGGUUAAGUGUCAGUUCGUAGCAGUAUGCUAAUCCCUAGCUGUAACUAACUAAGGGGUAGUUAGGUAGCCUUCUCUAGACGCUAAGUUGUAUUAUAGAAAAAUUACAAUAAUUUCUUUGAAAACAAAUCACUUAUCUUUAGCAAGGCAUUUAUAACAUACAUAAAUUAGGCUAUGA